UAUGACGUCAUUACGUGCUUGAGCCUGCCCGAAAAUGUUCUCCGGUGUUGUUGGAUCUCGAGGAAGCGCAGGACUUUGCGAUGAAAUAAUACCGUCGCAUCCAUGAAGAACCGGAAAACUAACCGCGUGUUUGCAUUCUGAAGGCAUUCGCCAUCCAACGGAGUUGCGAAAACGGUCUCUUUCGGGGGACCCGAAGAGGAAGUUUGUGGGAUCGUUUUUUCACGGAGUGAUGUCGAAUCCUGGGACUCGAAGGAACGGUUCCAGCAUCAAAAUCCGACUGACAGUGUUAUGUGCCAAGAACCUCGCAAAGAAAGACUUCUUUCGUCUGCCCGAUCCUUUUGCAAAGGUUGUGGUGGACGGAUCAGGUCAAUGCCACUCAACAGACACAGUCAAGAGCACACUGGACCCCAAAUGGAAUCAGCACUAUGACCUCUACAUUGGCAAAGCAGACUCAAUCACCAUCAGUAUAUGGAAUCACAAAAAGAUCCAUAAACGGCAGGGGGCAGGCUUCUUGGGGUGCAUUAGACUUCUUUCAAAUGCCAUCAGCAGACUAAAAGACACAGGAUACCAGCGACUAGAUCUAUGUAAACUGAACCCCUCAGACAGUGACGCAGUGCGGGGGCAGAUUGUAGUGAGCCUGCAGACACGAGACCGCAUAGGUAGUGGAGGCCCAGUGGUGGACUGUCGAGGUCUAUUAGAAAAUGAAGGACCUGUAUUAGAGGGAUGUUUUAGUGAAGAACCGCUGCCUUACUCCGACCCCACUGGUGCUGCGGGUGGCGGGAACUGCCGUCUCGACUCCCCCAGUCAAGAAAAUCGCCUUCAGACCCAGCGAAUCCGAGGGCAGGAUUCCAGAGGCCAUGGCCACACCCCUCAGAACAGACCUCACGGACACCAACCCCCGGACCUGCCCGAAGGAUAUGAGCAGCGAACAACAGUGCAGGGCCAGGUGUACUUUCUUCACACACAGACUGGUGUCAGCACCUGGCACGACCCUCGAAUACCACGGGACCUGGCCAGCGUAAGCUGUGAGGAGCUUGGUCCGUUGCCAGUGGGCUGGGAGGUCCGUAGCACGGUGUCAGGCCGGAUAUACUUUGUGGACCACAACAACAGAACCACACAGUUCACGGAUCCCCGUCUACACACCAUCAUUAGUAGCCAGCAAUCUCAAGUGAAGGAGUCCUCACAGCCCCCCCAGAUGGAUGUGGGGGUUGAAGACGGCGGAGGUGGAGGAAUGGGCGGCGGUGUCGGUGGAGACGGAGACUUGGCGGCACGCUAUGAGAGAGAUUUGGUCCACAAACUGAAGCUGCUCCGCCAUGAGCUCUCCCUGCAGCAGCCCCAAGCAGGACACUGUCGAAUCGAGGUGUCUCGUGAGGAGAUCUUUGAGGAGUCGUAUCGGCAAAUAAUGAAGAUGAGGCCAAAAGACCUGAAGAAGCGUCUGAUGGUGAAGUUCAGAGGAGAGGAGGGCCUGGACUAUGGUGGUGUAGCCAGGGAGUGGCUGUAUCUGCUGUGUCAUGAAAUGUUGAACCCUUAUUACGGCCUGUUCCAGUACUCCACAGACAAUAUCUACACGCUACAGAUCAACCCUGACUCUUCCAUUAACCCUGAUCACCUAUCAUAUUUCCACUUUGUGGGCCGUGUAAUGGGGCUGGCAGUUUUUCAUGGCCACUACAUCAAUGGGAGCUUCACGCUGCCCUUCUACAAACAGCUGCUCGGCAAACCCAUUCAGCUCAAUGACCUGGAGACCACCGAUCCAGAGCUGCACAAGAGUCUUGUCUGGAUAUUAGAGAACGACAUCACUUCAGUCCUAGACCACACAUUCUGCGUGGAGCACAACGCUUUCGGGAAGUUCCUACAGCAUGAACUCAAGCCUAAUGGCCGAAACAUCCCUGUGACUGAGGAGAACAAGAAGGAAUACGUGAGGCUUUAUGUGAACUGGAGGUUUAUGCGUGGAAUUGAAGCCCAGUUUUUGGCUCUCCAGAAGGGAUACAGUGAGCUGAUCCCCCAGCAUCUCCUCAAGCCUUUCGACCAUAAAGAGCUAGAGUUGAUCAUCGGCGGAUUGGGCAAGAUCGACCUGGCUGACUGGAAGACCAACACGCGACUGAAGCACUGCACGAGCGAGAGCAACGUGGUGCGGUGGUUCUGGCAGGCGGUGGAGGCCUUCAGCGAGGAGAGGAGAGGACGCCUGCUGCAGUUCGUCACGGGCUCCACCAGGGUACCAUUACAGGGCUUCAAAGCACUGCAGGGCUCUACAGGUUCUGCAGGACCAAGGCUCUUCACCAUUCAUUUGAUAGACGCCAACACUGACAACCUACCCAAGGCACACACAUGUUUUAACAGAAUAGACAUCCCCCCCUACGAGUCUUACGAGAAGCUUUAUGAGAAACUGCUGACGGCUGUGGAGGAGACCUGCGGCUUUGCCGUGGAGUGAAAAAGACCCCCAUGAGCAAAAACUAACAAACAUACAGUCCACACUUGUGCUUGCACUUGCAUUCAACUCUUUUGACUUAAAAAAAAAAACGUACCCACACAUUCAUGCACAGAACAUGGAGUAUGCACAGAGUAUGGAGGGCGGCCAAGCACGACAAGAACACAGACUGCACGUCGCCGCCUAAACCGUCGGGAGCUACAAAGAGGAAGCACAGCAAGGAAGUCAAAUGGAAAAAAAAAGUAUUUAAAGAAAAAUUUUUCAAAUGUUUUGAAGAAGCAUUUUUAUCUUUU
Molecule: messenger RNA, 2718 nt
Organism: Entelurus aequoreus (snake pipefish)
Lineage: Eukaryota; Metazoa; Chordata; Actinopteri; Syngnathiformes; Syngnathidae
Gene: smurf1
Product: SMAD specific E3 ubiquitin protein ligase 1
Exons: 18
Coding region: 230-2428 (732 amino acids)
Biological process (GO): ubiquitin-dependent protein catabolic process; negative regulation of BMP signaling pathway
Molecular function (GO): protein binding; ubiquitin protein ligase activity
Source: RefSeq, a predicted model, not a curated record